AUGGUUCUGUUGACUAUAUUCACCGGAUACGUGGUGACUUCCCUGGUUCUUUUGCGAUAUCCGAAUCUAAUACAUCGGCGGAAGGAGAUCAAAUUCAAGCCGAGAGUAAUUGGCCACCGAGGAGGUGAGUUUGAGAUCUGUAUCACUGGGGUAAAGGCUGGUGUUGAGAUGCUAGAACUGGAUUGUCAGCUCACCAAAGAUGAACAAGUUGUGGUUUGCCAUGACAACGACUUAGAAAGAAUUGCUGGUUAUGAUAUGCUGGUGUCAGACACAGAUUAUGAGGAUCUGCCACCAAUGAAACAGAAUCUGCAUGUCUCGUUUAGUAAAGGGGUCAAAAAAAUAACAUGUGCUCAAAAGAUAUCACGUGUUGUGGAUGGAAUAUCGCAAACAUUUCUUUCUAACUGUGAUUGCUUAAUGCAGGUUUCUGAUCUAGUGAAAGAGUACAAAAGAGAAGAGAUCACGGUAUGGGGAAAUGCAAAUCAACAAAUUGUUGACAAAUGCUAUAAACAGAAUCCAUUAAUCCCAGUAAUGUUCAGUAUGCGUAAGGUUGUCACGACAACCGUUUUCUUCUACUUGGGAGUUCUUCCAUUCCUUCCAAUAAAAGCGUCGUUUAUCGAAAUCCCAAUGCCGAUGAUCUUUAAGAAAUUUGUUGAUAUUGACACCAAAUAUGCACUUUUAAUCUCAAUAAUGGAUACACUCCUGAUGAGUAAGCAGUUAUUUCAACAUCUAAAUAAGAGAGGAAUUCAGGUAUAUGUGUGGGUUUUGAAUGAAGAAAAAGAAUGGGAACGAGCCUUAGACCUUGGGGCUACUGGAAUCAUGACGGAUUAUCCAACUCACCUGAAGGAAUUUAUGAGAAAGAAUAACAACCUUAUAAAACCUUGGGCUUGA
This is a messenger RNA of Saccoglossus kowalevskii, 888 nucleotides long. Its product is annotated as lysophospholipase D GDPD1-like. The record is from RefSeq and is a predicted model, not a curated record. Gene Ontology annotation, molecular function: phosphatidylcholine lysophospholipase A1 activity; phosphoric diester hydrolase activity. Gene Ontology annotation, cellular component: endoplasmic reticulum membrane. Lineage: Eukaryota; Metazoa; Hemichordata; Enteropneusta; Harrimaniidae. Gene Ontology annotation, biological process: glycerophospholipid catabolic process.